Messenger RNA from Linnemannia hyalina, 972 nucleotides. NCBI's taxonomy places the organism in Eukaryota, Fungi, Mortierellomycota, Mortierellomycetes, Mortierellales, Mortierellaceae. The record is from the annotation of a GenBank genome assembly.
AUGUCCCAUGCAUCCAACCUCACGGCCCCCGAUGUCGAUAUCGACGUUCACACGACCCUUCGCCUUAUUCAGGAGCAAAUGCAGCAACAACAGGUCUUUAUGCAGCAACAGCAGGCCCUUUUACAGCAGCAGCAAAACAGGAUCCAACAACUGGAAGCCGAAUCCAUUGAGCAGGACGGCAAACUGGUCUACAGGAACCCUCGAGCGACCCUCAUCAAGCUUCGCCAGGACAUUCUCAAGGUUUACCCAGCCAUCGGCGAACCCAAGUUCUUCUACUCGGAACUACCCAAGAACCACAACGUUUUCAACUGGAACGACUACCACUACACUGAGGGUAUGGAUUACAAGCCUCCCCCGGUUCUGCAGCACUCCGAGGUUACCCUCACAGACGCGGCUAAGCGACACGAACGCGAUUUGGUAUCGAUCCAAGGAUUUUUGGCUCAAUCGACCCGGUUCUUCGACACUUUCGCUUUCGAAGUCCUUGAAGAUGGAGACGAUCAAUCGGAGCUCGGCAAGAAGAUACUCGGUCUCCUCAACACGGUACGCAUAUCAACAGCCCACGACGCUUCCAGGAUCAGUCGGAUGCGAGAGAACCUUUACCUCGACGAACUCGGCAUCAAGCAUGGCAACGACAAGGAGGAAUCCCUUUUCACUUUGGAAUCACUGGCUGCCAAAAAAGCAGCCGCUGAUCUGGUUCGGAAGACAUAUAAGAAGUUCGAGCCUCCAAAGGACAAGAACAAAAAACCUGACAACAAAUCCAGCAAGGACAAUUCAGGAUCAGGCGACAAACGCAAGGACCAACAGUUCGGCAAGUCGCAACAUAAAGACAAGUCAGGAUACAAAUCCGACAACGGCAAGUCGGGUUACAAGUCGGACGGAGGCAAGUCUGGUGGCAAGCCUCGGAACAAAUCUGGUAGCGGACAAGGCAGGAAGCAGCCAGACAAGGGAAACGAGGGAGAGAAGUCGGAUUAG